GCGAACCUGACUUUAUAUUUGAUCCAUGUUUUGAGUCCACGUAUGUGUGUCUGCGUAUGUAGCGUUCUUUCCUACACUAGUUUACUAAAAUUAAGAUUUCUUUCGUCCUUCGAAAGAAUGGCAGCUGCAGCUCCCAGCCCGGAUGAUUCUGUCCGGAAUGGUAGCAGCACCAGUACACCCAGCGCCAUUGCUGGAGACGGGGAAACGGAAGAGGCCGAGGAUUUCACCUCCGCCUCCCACUGCUCAGAGCUGUCUCGCCGGCAGAACGAGCAGAGAAAGCAGGGGCUUUUCUGCGACGUGACGCUGGCCUUCAGCAGUGGGGCGGCCACCGGGAAUGUCCAGAGCUGCGAGUAUUCAGCCCACCGCUCCGUAUUGGCUGCUGCAACGGACUAUUUCACCCCCUUGUUGGGGGGACAAUUCUCCGAAUCCGUGUCUGGACGAGUUGAGAUGAAAGAAUGGAGCUCUGAACUUGGGCCAGAUCCAGAGACGGUGGAGAGUGUCAUUCAGUAUAUGUACACUGGUGAAAUACGCGUUAGCACCUGCAAUGUACAUGAAGUGUUGGAGCAAGCUGACAGGUUCCUUCUAGUGCAGUUGAAGGACUUUUGUGGAGAGUUUCUGAAGAAGAAGCUGAGCCUGACCAAUUGUGUGGCGGUCCACAGUCUAGCCCACAUGUACACUCUUGACCAGUUAGCUUUGAGGGCCGCUGACAUGAUUCGCCGCAACUUCCACAAGGUCAUCCAGGAUGAUGAGUUCUACACACUGCCCUUCCACCUGGUCCGGGACUGGCUGUCUGACGCAGAGAUCACGGUGGACUCUGAGGAGGUGCUCUUCGAGGCGGUGGUCAAGUGGGUGGAGAAGAACUCUGAGGAUCGGGGCCGCUACUUUGAGGAGCUGUUCCGUCUGCUGCGCCUGCCCCAGAUCAAGCCCACCUACCUGACUCGGGUGGUGAAGUCGGAGCGCCUGGUGGCCGCCAACGAGGCCUGUCUCCGGCUGGUGUCGGAGGCCGUGGAGGGCCACGCCAUCCACUUUGAGAACCUAAAGUCGGCCGACAUGGAGCUGUGGUCCUCGCACAUAGUCGCUUUCCAGCCGCGCUUCGGCCAGAACAUGGACGUGAUCAUGGUGGUGGGCGGGGUGUCCGAGGGAGGGGACUACCUCAGUGAGUGUGUGGGCUACUUUAUCUACGAGGACCGCUGGGUGAACCUGCCGCACAUCCACAACCAUUUGGACGGCCACGCCAUCGCCGCCACCGAGUCCCAUGUGUACGUGGCCGGCUCCAUGGAGCCGGGCUUCGCCAAGACGGUGGAGCGCUACAACCCCAACCGUAACACCUGGGAACAGGUGAGCAACCUGACCACGCGCAAGCACUCGUUCGGCCUCACCUGCAUCAAAGACAUCCUCUACAGCAUCGGCGGCCACGGCAACUUCAGCCCAGGCUUCAAGGACGUGAGUGUGUACGAGCCCGAGCCGGACAAGUGGCACAACCUGGAGUCCGCGCCCAAGAUCCUGCGGGACGUGAAGGCGGUGAGCGUGGAGGACCGCUACGUGUACGUGACGGCGCGCACGCCCGUCGACACGGACAACGACGACGGCCUGAAGACGGUGACCACGCGCUACGACACGGAGAGCCGCCAGUGGCAGGACGUGGACUCGCUGCCGCUCAUCGACAACUACUGCGUCUUCCAGAUGGCUGUGGCCUCCACCAACUUCUACCACACGGCCUCCUGCUGCCCCAAGAGCUACCCGGUGCGGGACGAGGUGGCGCGGCAGAAGAUCAGCGCUCGCAUCUCCGACGACAUCCUGGAGAGCCUUCCGCCGGAGGUCACCAGCAUCGAGGGCGCCGCCAUCUGCCACUUUGACGAGGACGUGUUCAUCAUCGGCGGCUGGAAGAACAGCGACGACGUGGACAAGCAGUACCGCAAGGAGGCCUACCGCUACUGUGCCGAGCGCAAGCGCUGGAUGCUGCUGCCGCCCAUGCCCCAGCCGCGCUGCCGCGCCACGGCGUGCCACGUGCGCAUCCCUUACCGCUUCCUGUACGGCUGCCAGCGCUACCCCAUGCCCCAGAACCUGGCGCGCCAGCGGGAUCGCAUGCAGCAGAUGCAGCAGCUCCACCGACGCACGCUCACCCUUCGCAGGCAGCUACAGUCCCAGAUUGAGUGCUGAGGGGCUUCCUUUUCCUCCCUCACCCAUUCCAUCCACCCCCCGGGGCAGAACCGAAACAAACCCUCCGCGGCCGGCCAUAUCAAGACCCAUUCUACGGCCAACAUCCCCACCGUCUCCCCCUCAUAACAUGUUGCAGUGCGGUACCAGUGUUGCUCCUCCAUUGGAUGUGAUCCCAUUAAACUCCCAUCAUUCCAUCGGCUCUCAAGCUGUGUGGUGUGUUAAAGACCCUGUUUGUCUGCAGGAGGACGCGCUGAUUGUUUAUACAUGUGAAUAAGAGA
Molecule: messenger RNA, 2438 nt
Organism: Gadus morhua (Atlantic cod)
Lineage: Eukaryota; Metazoa; Chordata; Actinopteri; Gadiformes; Gadidae
Gene: klhl11
Product: kelch-like family member 11
Exons: 2
Coding region: 43-2160 (705 amino acids)
Molecular function (GO): protein binding
Source: RefSeq, a predicted model, not a curated record